Messenger RNA from Penaeus vannamei (Pacific white shrimp), 564 nucleotides. The record is from RefSeq and is a predicted model, not a curated record. Lineage: Eukaryota; Metazoa; Arthropoda; Malacostraca; Decapoda; Penaeidae.
AUACGAACGCCAUUCUUCGCGGGAACUAAAAUUUUGUAAACAUUGCAUACGCCAAGAUAAUAAGUAAAAGAUUUCCCUCUCAUUGUGAACUGGCAGCCAUACUUCGCACAAAAUGCAAAUACCUUUUAAGAUCGCCACAAAGGAAGGCACACCGGAGUGGAUCAUACUGGAGUUACAAGGAGAUCUGGAGUCUCGUACUAAUGAAGAAAUGGCUUCAAAGUUCAUUGGAGAUCUGCACUUUACUAAAGAGGGCACUCCUAUCCUUAUCAUCGGCCACCACAUCAUGUAUGGAAAAGUUCAAGACCUAGACAAGCCCUUUGCUCUAAUGCAUAAGAAGAGGCUGAGCACAGACACUGAGCAAAUGGAUGUUGACGACACGGAAAGCCCAGAGACUGCAUCAUCGACAGCAGGGGUGGAAUAUCUGAUAAAAGCUGUUAUUCGUAAAAAAAUUCUGUUCAAAAGCCGGCCCAAGCCAAUCAUUGCUGUACAGAGCGCUAAUGUUUCAUAGUGUUUUGUUGUAGAACUGUAGUUUAGAUAGUUAUAAAUAAAAUAUAUUUAAUUAUA